GCAGCAAACAGCUUCUGUAAGUUUUAACUAAAUUAUGAAUGGAUGGAAUAGACGAAAAUCGUCCAUCUGAAGCUACGAAUACACCACAAGAUGCUCCCGAUGCGGAAUAUCGUGGAAGUGAUGCCAAGGGCUGGGAAUGGAAAUAUUUGCGCGCAAAGUGCAAAUUAUUGGGCUUGGAGCAGUACUAUCAGCGCUAUUUAGAGCGUUUCUCAGUGGUCAUUGUGGCGCUAUUUCUAUUUGUUAUGGAGCUGCUGCUUCUCACACACAUCGUAGUCUUGCUAGUAUUAAUCGAUAGCAAGACCAACUUUAUAAGCGAUACGCUGCGCUAUAUAGCGCUCAUGUUAAUGCUGCCCUUUGUCGUGUAUAUUUGCUUUCUGGACCGUUCAGUGCUGAAGCGUUAUAUGCUAUGGAAUAUGCUAGCGAGUGCUGCAGCUAUAUUGCUUAUAUGUCUAAUGGACACUCUGAUCGUUUUCUUUGCAAGCCCCACGGAUUACUUUAAUAUAAGUUGUGCUCAUGAUCACAUUUGUAUCAUAGCCUUAUAUUUACUGCUACCCAUUGGCAAUCUACGCAGCAAUUUUGUCUACGUCUUGGCAGUUGUGGUCUAUGUAAUUUAUUUAGUUUAUAUUACGCUUAUUGUAUAUCGCACAAAGCAUUUUACUCCGACGUAUAUUUUUGCCUAUGGCAUUUAUACAUUUACACUGCAUACGCUCAUGGUGGUCAGACUUAAGAUUAUGGAAUAUCGUUUGCGCAAGAAACUGCUAAGUCGACAUCAGCUUUUGCUUCAGCAUCAUGUGCUGCAGAUGGUUAUGGGACAGGAGAAAGAUAUGAUACAGACUGUGUUGCCACAGCAGAUAGCACAUUCGUUGCAAGAGGAAAUACGUAAUCGUAUUGAGGAUCAGCGUUUGGGACCAAGGCACUUGAUACCACGCUCGCUUUUUCUGGAACUGCACCCUGAUGUUUCCAUACUCAUGGGCGAUAUGGUCAACUAUACACAGCUCACCACUACGCUGGACGUAAAAGAUCUGGUGCAAAUCCUGCAUGAACUGUUUGUCAGCUUUGAUUUAGCUGCCGAGCGGAAUAAUGUGCUGCGCGUCAAGUUUCUGGGUGAUGCCUAUGAAUGUGUCUCCGGCACUUACAACUACAGUCCCAGACAUGCCAAGAACUGUGUAGAACUGGCUCUGGACAUGAUUAACACCAUAGCCGCUAUGCGUGAAAACCGUAAGCUUAAUAUAGACAUGCGCAUAGGCGUGCACUCGGGCGAAGUCUUUGCCGGCAUCAUAGGACGCACCAAGUGGCAGUAUGACAUCUGGUCCAUCGACGUGGAUAUAGCACAGCGUCUGGAACAAUACGGCAAGCCAGGCUAUGUGCAUGUCUCAAACAAAACGCUUGUUCUGCUAAAUCGCAAAUACGUGUAUGAACUGCAUGAGAACCCGAAAAUUAAGAUGGAUGUCAUAUUGGAAAAGGCACAUAUCACCACCUAUUUGAUCGGACCACAACAGACACGCACAAUCAAUGUGCAAACUACUCGUGGGGCGCGUAUGAGCAAAGAAUCCUUGGAUAGCAGACGGUUUAGCAUGAAACAUGAGAUUCGAUCAAAGACCAGGCGUGGCAUGUACGAUGAAGUGGAACAAAUGCCAGUGGGUAGAUCACAAUUUGCUUGCAUUUUCGAUCUGUCGAGACAGUCACAGACUCGCAAUGAGGAUCAGCUCUUCAAAGCUUACAUAACCUCAUUCUGGCGACUCUUUCGCAAUAGUGAGCACGAAUGGAGCUUCUUGAAAAUGCCCGAUAUCUUUAUUAAAUACAGCCUGCUCAUGGCUUCAUUUACUGGCUUCAUGAUCUAUAUCAACAUUGUUAUUAUUCGCUACACACAAUUUAAGACAAUUUGGCACAUGUUUUUCAUGCUGAUUGGACUAUUUGUUAUUACGUUGGUCUCUUUCUACAAGAAAAUUUGGUAUAAUAGAACCAAUGUCAAGACCUGGGCUAGGCCAACGUUCAUUUUGAGUCGCUGGCUCUUUCGUGCAGCAGAACUAAUCGAGGAGCAGCUUAUUGUGCGUUGUUUUGUGGCAUUCUUUAGCAUAUUUAUAGUUUAUAUAAUGGCAACAUUUACAACGGUGGAUUGCAAUGCUGAUGCAUUUCUAAUAAAUGUUAUUAGGUCUGAUUUGGAAAAUGGUAAGAAAGUUGAGAAAUGCUUUUAUCCUUGGCAAGUGACACAUAAUGUGGUGCUAGUGCUUGCUCUAUUGUUUUUCUUUGAUGGUCUAUCGCUGGUUUUCAAGACAGGCCUUUCCGCACUUAUUGUAACCGCCCAUUUGCUGACUGUGUUCGAAUAUUACUUUGCCUGGCAGCGUACAAAGACAACGAAUCUGGGUCUGAAUGCAGUUUUUGCGCAUACUUUGUAUGUCGUUUUAUUUUGGGUGCUAACUUUGAUUGUGCUGCAGCAUUAUACUUAUAUUAAUAAAGUGGAAUAUCACUCCAUAUUACGUUAUGAAGCUAAGCUGAAGCAAGCCGAGGAUAUAACGCGUUCAAUUAAAAUUAUAAUGGCCAACAUAUUGCCCGCGCAUGUGGCGCAAUUAUUUUUGGAGUCACGUGAUCCCGAGGAGCUGUUCUAUGAGAGUUUCGACAAGGUAGCCGUUAUGUUUGCCUCCAUAGAGAACUUCGAGCCGGAUAAGACGGGCUUGCGUGUUCUGAACGAAUACAUUUGCUACUAUGAUGAUCUAUUGAAUUGCUAUGUGGACAAGUACAAGGUGGAGAAGAUCAAGGUGAUAGGCUGGACUUAUAUGGCAGCCUGUGGCUUGGAUGCAGACAACUAUACGGACUUUUCUUUGGGCCUUGCGCGACGUAAAUCCAGUCAGUCUGCUGCCAGCUCUGUGCGCUUUGGCACCACCACACGUAAAAGCGGCGAGAGCUUAGACUUAGGACGGCGCGUAACCUUGGAGCAUCCACAGCUGGAAAAGGACGAUGAGUGUGUCUUGGUCAUGACGCAGUUUGCAGCGGAUCUGCUGCGCAUUAUGCAUGACAUCGAGCUGCAGAACGUCUAUCUGGAGACUACGGCGAACAAUAUCGGGCAGCUGAAGAUUGGCAUCUCACAUGGUCCGGUUAUGGCGGGCGUAGUGGGACUCUCGCGUCCACAUUACGACAUCUGGGGUCAUGCUGUGAACAUGGCUUCGAGAAUGUGCUCCAGCGGCGUUUUGAACUGCAUACAGCUGACGGCCAAGUCCGCGCAGGUGUUGCAGCUCUUCGACGUGCGCUGCAGCUACCGUGGACUGAUUAAUGUGAAGGGCAUUGGAGAGACGCCCACUUAUUUGCUGGCACUCAACAGCUUUCUAGAGUUUCAACCGCACGAUUCGAGUGAACUGGACUUCGACAUGGAGGAGCAGGCAACUGAAUCAUCCGAGCGCGUAACAGGCGGCAGUUCGCAAUCGUGCUAACUCUUACAUUUUAUAAUAUUUUUAUUUAUGUUAUAUAUACAUAAAGAUAUAUAGAUAUACGUAUAAUACAAAUACAUAAAAUUUGAGCUCAAUCAGUUACGCAUUAGUUUUGAACAUAUAAACAAGCAAUAUAUAUAAGCAUAACUUUAACAUUUUAUAGCGUACUUUGUAUGAGAAUAAAAAAAAAGCAAAAACAAAA
Molecule: messenger RNA, 3624 nt
Organism: Drosophila busckii
Lineage: Eukaryota; Metazoa; Arthropoda; Insecta; Diptera; Drosophilidae
Product: adenylyl cyclase X E
Exons: 12
Coding region: 39-3425 (1128 amino acids)
Biological process (GO): intracellular signal transduction; cAMP biosynthetic process; adenylate cyclase-activating G protein-coupled receptor signaling pathway
Molecular function (GO): adenylate cyclase activity
Source: RefSeq, a predicted model, not a curated record